ACCACAGAAUGACCAAUUUUGCGAAAAUCAAUGUUAUUAACUUAACUAAUGGAUGGCUAACGCAUUAAAAUUGUAAACAAGUGUUGUAUUAAUUGAUAAUUAUUUUAUUAAUGGCCAUUUUCGUCUGACGGUUGCCGUUGGCACUCCUGGCGAAGCUUCCACUUGUGAUGGCGUUUGUCGUUUAAAACCGUAAACAAAAAUGCCGCAUUUAAUUAUACCCGUAAUUAAUUGUCUGUGAUAAACGGUGUGUUUUCAACCAAAUAGCACCAUUUUCCCGUGCAAGUGACAAUGGAAAGUGAAAAAUCCACCGAAAGCGAGUUAACCUCAACAAUGGGCAACCUGCUGUCAUCGAAUACCGACGAAAAAAGUGAGUCUUGUGAUUCAACCCCAACGUCUUCCACCGAUGCAUUUACAACCACUUCAACGUCACACAUUGCUGCUGACGAUCCAAUCAGUAGCACAUCCUCGGAUGCUUUGGAUUCGGGGAAACACCCGAGUAGUGCGAACCCAGUUAUUAAUUUAGUGAGGGAGAUGUCAGGGGGUGGUAACCCAUCGCCGAUUGCGUCCGAUAAGGACCUGCUCGAUAUGAAUAUUACGGAUACUUCUACGGAGAAAAUUACAGAAAAUGUUGAUGACAUUGUUCAGGAUUUGGAGAAUUUGUUAGGGGAGCCGACGACUUCGUUUGAUUUUACGAUUCGAAAGGAUCUGAGAGGGGCUAAUAAAGACAUUGCGAUGGAGCUUGAUGAGUUUUCAGCUGAACUUCAAAUGUUGCAAGAAAAAGCAGUUGAGCCCACUACGGUGGAAUCAAAAGAACCAUCUGAUUCGGUUACUCAAUCCGAUAUUGAUAAUAAGAUCAACGAUUCUGUCGAAGUUAGUACAGAAAAUGAUUUAUCUGAAUUGACACCGCACAUAUCAUCAACGGAUCCAAAAAUUGAUGCAAAUGAAAGUACGUCAAUUCUUAACGAAGAAAAGCUUGGUAGUUUAGGUAUUGAACAAAAUGUACCACAGCUUGACAAUGAACCGAAAAGCGUGGAAGAAAAUAAAAAUAAUGAUAAUAUUUCUUCAAAAUGUGAUAAAGAACCAGAAGACGAAAAGCAAGAAUGUUUAGAUAUCGAGCAAAUGGUUCCACAAAGUGGAAGUGAAGAAGUUGAAAAACAAGUGAUCGAAGAAGAAAAACAACAAAGUUUAGAUAUUGAGCAAAGGGUUUCACAGAUUGACAGUGAUCCACAAAGUGUGGAAAUAAUUGAAAAUAAAGAAUCUGCUGAAGAAGUUGAAGAAAAAGAGUUGAAAGAAGAAAAACAAGAAAGUUUGGAAGUUGAGCAAAUGGUUCCACAGCUUUACAACGAACCACAAUGUGUGGAAGAAGAUGUUUCUUCCAAAUCCCGUGAACAGGCUGAAAAAAAAAGGAUGAUAGAAGGUGGAGAUAGUAUCGUCAACAUUUCUAUUGCAUCACUAGCAAAAAUUGAAGAGAAUAAAGAGACUGAAUCAGAUCAAGUUGAUCAAAUGACUGUUGUAUCUGAAAAGUUGGAUGAAAAAACUAUGGAAAUUGGACGCGAGGUCUUCAAAACUGCUGAAGAUUUAAAAGAAAAAAGAGAAGGCAUCAAAACUAUUGAAGAAGAGAAAAAUAUGGAAAUUAGAUGCGAGGACUCUAAAACUGUCGAAGAUCGAGAAGUUUAUAACGAAGGUAUCAAAGCUAUUGAAGAAGAUAAAAGUAUGGAAAUUGGAAGUGAGGAUUUGAAAACUGUUGCAGAUACAGAAGUUAAUUGUCCAGAAGAAAAUGUUGAAGGGAUCAAAACUAUUGAAGGACUUAAAAUUAUGGAAAUUGGGAACCGUGAUUUGAGGACUGUUGAUGAUUCAGAAGUUAAUAGUUCAGAAGAAAAAAGUGAAGACAUCAAAACUAAUGAUGAAGAAAAAAAUAUGGAAAUUGGACGUGUUGAAAACAUGUUCAAAGGUAUUGAAGAUUCAGAAGUUAAUACUUCACAAGAAAAAAGUAUGGAAAUUAUUAGUGAAGAACAAAUUGGAAGCAAGGACUUGGAAACUGGUGAAGCUUCAGAAGCUAUUAGCCCAGACGAAAAAAGUGUGGAAACUAUUGGUAAACGUAUCAUAACUGUUGGAGAAGAAAAAAGUAUGGAAAUUAUUGGUGAAGGCAUUAAAACUAAAGAAAUUGGAAGCAAGGACUUGAAAACGAUUGAAGAUUCAGAAGUUAAUAGCCCAAAAGAAAAAAGUUUGGAAACUAUUGGUAAAGCCAUCGAAAGUGUUAAAGAAGAAAAAAAUAUGGAAAUUAGAAGCGAGGACUUUAAAACUGUUGCUUCAGAAGUUAACAGUCCAAAAGAAAAAAGUAUGAAUAUUGUUGAUGAAGUCAUCAAUACUGUUGAAGAUUCAGAAGAUAAUAAUCCAGAAGUUGAGUUUGUUGCUGUUGCUGGAGGUGAAUCGAAUGAACGUACAGAUGAAAAAAAUGUUGAAGACGAAACGGAAGAAACAGAUCUUGCACCAAUUGAUUUUAUACCUGAACCAAAAGUAAUGCAAGCUGAAGAGGAACCUCAUCUUCCAACUUCAUCUGUUUCUGAUCUCAACGUAUUAGACAAAUCGAAUGUUUUACCAACAGCUGAAGAAAUUUUUGCCGAACAAGAUGAAAAUUUGGAGACAUUAUUGGCUGUUGCAAGUUUAGGAAAUGUUGAUUAUAAUAUGCCACCUGAAGAGUUUGUUCCGGAAGCAUCACCUGAACUAACCCCGUUUGCUUCCAAAGAACUAGAUGAACGAAUCGAGUCUUUAUUUAUUGAGAAAGGUUUAUCAAAAGAGCAACAAGGCGACAAACUUAAGGAGCCUCUAGUAAUUAAUGUGGACGAUACGGAAAAACAUCGAGUCUAUAGUCCGAAAAUUACAAUCAAGGCUAUCAAAUCUCCUGAGGAGACGGAAGAAGGGAGUAAAGGAUCACUAAAAAUGACAAUUACCAAACAGUCUGAUAACACACAUUCGAUUCUUAAGAUAUAUAAUCCAGAGGAGGAAUCACAAAAUCAGGACGAACCAACAAUUCCGAAACUUAUAAUAAAACCUAUUGUCCAACCGAACGAACAACCUCAAAGUCCUAAAACUUCUAAAUCUUCUAAACAAGUGUUUAGUCCUAGUCAGAGAUCGUCAAGUCCAAGGAUUACAAUUAAACCAAUUCCUGAACCUUUGGCUCCAUUAAAAAUUACAAUAAAACCAGUUGAAAGGCAAAAACACAGUCCGAAACUAACAAUUAAACCAAUCGUUGAACCGGUGCCAAAAGUGACAAUAAAACCCGUCUUAAAACCACAAGAAAAGGACGAACAAAUUGAAAAAUCCAGUCCAAAAAUUACAAUUAAGCCAAUUGUGAAACCGCAAGAAUUGGAAACAACUGAUGAAGAUGAUUCGGUUAAGGAACGAAUUGUUUUGAAAAUAAACAAGGGUACAAUACCUGGUAGUAGCAAGGAGGAAAAAUUAACUAAAAUCAAGUUAAAAUUUUCCAAAGAAGGGGGUCACCCGCAUAUCGUCCAAGACGAUGAAUCUCCCUCUAAAAGACAAAGAAUCGACAGUGAAAUGUUGCCGGGUGUUACUAUAACUCCGAUCACAUCGCAACAUUCAAAAUUGAAAGAGAUGUUGAGUCGUGGUGUCGAUAAAGUUGUGACGAUUGACGAUGACGAUGAUGAUGUUGCGAUUGUUGAAGAAACGCGGAAACCGUCACCGAUUGUGAUUAGUGAGGAAUCGAAUCAGGAUAGUAACAAUGCUAUGCGGGAUCCAAUGGCUGAUAUUCCCAUUUUUGAGAUUACGCCAGGAAGUGUGAAAACGAUGAAUCCGCAACCGGUUGUGGAGGAGAUUGUGACGGUGCCCACGCCGAGGAAAAGGGGAAGGCCGCGAAAGGUUCCGUUGCAAGUUCGGGAAGACUUUAAGGAUCCAAAAGAAGAUGAACCACCUAAAGUUGUGGUCGAGUCAACUCGUCCCAAACGAAGUUGUCGAGGACAGUCAGUGAGAACAACACUUGGUAUUAAACCCCGAAAACCAAGGGGUCCUGGAAGGGGCAGGGGCAGUAAACGAGGAAUGGGCACAAGAAGUACCCCAACACCUCCCGAAAUGUCACCGAAAGGCUCAAAGGAACCGAAAUUGGCCAGUGCUAAAGAAGAUUUGUUACUGUUGAGUGAUAAAACUGAAGUCAAACACAUCGAAAUCGAUGAGGGAUUUCACAAAUCACCAACUCAGUCACUCUUAGCACCACCACAAGAUACUUCUUCCUCCACUUCGGAUAGGGCUGAUAUUGUGAUGUAUGAAGAAGAGACGCGCAUGAGUGCAGAAACGAGUAGCAGAGCUCAAACGCCAGCCAAACAGGUCGUCACAUCAAUUCCAAGCGUCGACCUCAUCGAGGAAUCUCAAAGCUCAGUCCAAAGCACAGCCACCACAGAAAGUGUCAAAGUACGCAAAGGUCCACGUUUAGAAGUUCACCAAGAACCUGAAGGUGCAGUCAUUUCAGCCGAUCAACUUGCUGAAUACUAUUGGAGUGGUGGAGGUCCUUAUAUGCUUCAAGAACAAGUCGCUCAAUUUUUGGGCAUCAAAUCAUUCAAACGAAAAUAUCCCAACAUUCAGCGAAGAGUUGUUGAUAUGCAAGAGAGAGAUUUUAUUCGCGAAAGUGGACUAGCUAGCGAAGCUAUGUGCGAUCUUGGUUUGACAGCUGUCAAUACGGCCGAUAUUUUGGAUAUUAUGUAUUCAGACUUUCAAGAUAAAUACGAAGAAUACUGCAAACAUCAGCGCGAUAGGCAGGCUAAGGAUUUGACCAAUAAGCAAAAAGCUUUGAGUUUGGCGGCAAUGCAGGAGAAGACCAAGAUGGAUAUCACGCAGCAGGCGGUGCAAUCGGCGGCGAGUUGGAAUUCUACUUUUAAUAAGACGCGACGAGAACAGAGAAAGGCUUGUAUGGAUUUGCAAACCUUAACUGUUCACUUUCCAAAAGGCAAAAUGAAGCAAAUCAACAAACCCAAAAUCGGGCAUUAUCCAGUAGCCUUAGUUCCAGGACAAUUUACAGACUAUUACAGGGAAUUUACACCAACUGAAAUAAAUAAUUUACCGCUGAAUACAAUGUGCUACAAUACUUUGAUACGAGGACGACAUCAUGAAAUGGAAUGUGAUAGUCAAACUGACGGUUCAGGUUCUGAGUCGGACACAAGCACUUCAGACUCCGAUAGUUCUUACAGUGGUUCUUCAGAUGCAGAAGAUUGCACUCUUUGCAAACCAACACCGAAAAGACUAGCUGCUGCACUCUAAUGGCAUUUAAGUUUGUUUUAAACAUUUUUAUAGGACUAGUUUAUAGUUUUGUACAUAUUUUUUCUCUAAAAAACUAAAAAUAAAACUUAUGGUAAUUU
Molecule: messenger RNA, 5366 nt
Organism: Tribolium castaneum (red flour beetle)
Lineage: Eukaryota; Metazoa; Arthropoda; Insecta; Coleoptera; Tenebrionidae
Gene: e(y)3
Product: enhancer of yellow 3
Exons: 8
Coding region: 289-5268 (1659 amino acids)
Source: RefSeq, a predicted model, not a curated record